Ylistrum balloti is the source of this 2079-nucleotide messenger RNA. Its product is annotated as zinc finger and BTB domain-containing protein 49-like. Lineage: Eukaryota; Metazoa; Mollusca; Bivalvia; Pectinida; Pectinidae. The coding region runs from base 1 to 2079 and encodes 692 amino acids. Gene Ontology annotation, cellular component: nucleus. The transcript has 5 exons. The record is from RefSeq and is a predicted model, not a curated record. Gene Ontology annotation, molecular function: protein binding.
AUGGUAUUGACAUACUGGUAUGUUUACCUUGGAUUAUUACUAGGGAGGAAAAAAUCAGUGAGGCGUGACAACAACGGAAACGUCACCAUGGACAACACACUACACUACACGUCCGUCAACCACGCCUAUCAUUUGAUUGGUUCCAUCAACCAACUUAGGAAGAAAAGCGAACUGUGUGACAUCAUAUUGAAUUGUAGCAACACGAAGAUCCCUGCUCACAAACUUAUCCUAUCAGUCAGCUCACCCUAUUUUAACAGUUUGAUGAACUUGCAACCCCAAAUUUCUAAUAAUGUGUCAGAAAUUCAUCUUAACGGCAUAGAUAGCCGCGGAGUCCAGCAAAUCAUCGAAUUCUUUUAUACAUCAGCUAUUUCAGUGAAUGAGGAAAACGUCUGGUCUUUGCUGCCGGCCGCCUCGUUACUACAAGCAGAAGAAAUCCAGAUUUUAUGUUGUGAUUUUUUGUCAGCCCAGCUUCAAGUGGAAACAUGUCUUAGGAUACACAAAAUUGCCACCAGGUGUCUCUGUUCAGGACUACUUUCGGAGACCACCAAGUUCAUCAAGGAGAAUUUCGAUAAGGUAAUUGAGGAGGAGGCAUUUCUUGACCUCGGUGUGGAUGAGUUGUUGUCACAUAUGAAAAGGAUGAAUGAGGUCGUACUCACAGAUGAACGCAUGCUGCAUGCAUUCAAAUGUUGGAUCAUACACAGCAUCGAUGAUCGCCAGGUGUAUGGACUCAAGAUUAUCAAACAGUUUCCAAAACUCGAAGAAAAACUUCUCAAUUUCAUUCCAAUGGAACUAUUGAUGGAUGAAGUGGAAGAAGAAGACUCCUUGAAUUCUUCAAAUCAAGUAAAUCCAAGUGCCCAGAUUCAUCACCAUGGCAAUGACCUUAGGACCAAUAGCCCCUUGGAAGGGUCACCAGCAAAAGACACCGAUCAGUCUCGAGUUACAGAGAAAAUGGAAGAGGAUGGCCAUAUGUGUUUUGAAUGUGCUGAGGUCUUUGACACAAAAAAUGAACUGGACAAUCAUGUUAAAACUCAUAAGUUUGGUUAUCAGUCAACAGGACUGAAUGAAAGUGACGGCCAGAAUAAUCAUACAAUCAAGCCCAGUACCAGUCCCAAGCCCGUCAGCAACUCUGCGAGUUUUUCUGAGGAUAUGCAAAACACAGACUUUGCCAAGUCACUAAAUUCCUUAUAUUUUGAUUCCGGGUCUACAACAGCUUCAAGUUCACUGUUUGAUGAUUAUAUGCGAUCCCGUGGGUUGGACGGACCAGAGUUUGGUGUGACGGCACACAGCACUCCGAAAAAUAAUUUUACUAGCUUGCUCAAACCACAACAAUUGACCAUCACUGCAACUAACUCAAAUGAAGAAGGAUCCCAACUGAACUUUAUCUGUCCAGUUUGUGGGAAAACUUACGAUGACAAAGACACGCUAGGCAAGCACUUGGAGACUCACACCGGGUUUGAAUGCAAGGUUUGCGGGAAAUCCUACACCACAAAAUCCAACUUGCAGACUCACAUGAGGAAACAUAAUGGGGACAAGCCGUACAAUUGCACUUACUGUGAUAAGUGUUUCACCAGCCUCUGUGUACUGAAGGUACACUUGCGUACUCACACUGGUGAGAAACCCUUUGUCUGCCCCACUUGCGGCGUGUCCUUCGCCAAAAACAUUCACCUAAAGCGCCAUUUGUCAAUACACACAGGAAUCAAACCGCACGAAUGCAAAAUAUGCAAUAAGCGCUUCAGUCGUUCAGACCACUUGAAACGACAUGUGCAGAGCAUUCACACACAAGAUCGCCCGCACAUUUGUUCCCUCUGUGGGAAGGACUUUGUCCGCAAGUAUGAGCUCAAUAAACAUAUGAAGCAGCUUCACUGGGGGUUCACCGUGGGAGACGAGGCCAACGACAGCCUUGACAACAGUUUAAAUGACUCUUUGCUCAACCCUUCAGGGGCCUCUAUGAACAGUUCAGAUGCUAUUAAUAGCAGCUUGCCUACAACUAUCAAGACCGAAAUGAUGGAUUCUAUAAAUAGUCCUGAUGCAAUCAACAGAAGCUUGCCUCUCACCAUUAAGACUGAGAUCCUAGGCUAG